This is a messenger RNA of Microdochium trichocladiopsis, 438 nucleotides long. RefSeq lists its product as uncharacterized. The transcript has 2 exons. The coding region runs from base 1 to 438 and encodes 145 amino acids. The record is from RefSeq and is a predicted model, not a curated record. NCBI's taxonomy places the organism in Eukaryota, Fungi, Ascomycota, Sordariomycetes, Xylariales, Microdochiaceae.
AUGCCUGAGGAUGUCAACCCACAGCACAUCCUCACCAGUGUCAAGAACUGUAUGGAGCUCCUGCUGCGACUCUAUUUCCUACACCACGGCUUCGAGUUUUUUGAAAUGAUCCUAAUCCACCUCAUUCUACACACUGGGUUUAUCUACCUCAAGGAGCAUCUAGCAACGGCCAAGACUGCCAACAGCAGCAGUCCCCACGGCAGCACAUCUAACUCGAUACCCUCAGACCUUGAGCAAGACAGCGAGUGGGAGGACUACGAUGCAAGUAGGUCCCUCGUCGCCGUCCAAUUGCGCUCCGCGUGGCCCGGUGGCGACUUCGACCUCGAUGACGACGUUGAGAGAUUCAGGCUGAGCAACCGCCUCAGAGACACUGUUGAGACGGCGCCGCCGACGGGACCCGGUGUUGCUGGUGCACCGAGCGAGACUGAUGCCAAUUAA